This is a messenger RNA of Staurois parvus, 303 nucleotides long. NCBI's taxonomy places the organism in Eukaryota, Metazoa, Chordata, Amphibia, Anura, Ranidae. The record is from the annotation of a GenBank genome assembly.
GGAGCAUCGGCAUCCAUUGUAUUGACUCAGAAAAAUGCAGAAAUUGCUCAAGUUGGAAAAUCCAUUGAUUUAAGUUGUGAAGUCAGUGGUUAUAAUAUAAACAAUCACCACAUGCACUGGAUCAGACAAGCCUCUGGAGGAAACCUGACCGAGUCAGACAUUGCAUUUAGAACUGGAUAUGAUACUUAUAUUGCUGAUAGUGUCAAAGGCAGAGUCACUCCAUCCACAAGUGGAUCCACUGCCCUGCUGAAGAUUGACAGACUGACCGAGUCAGACACUGCAAAGUAUUAUUGUGCAAGAUAA